This is a messenger RNA of Gastrolobium bilobum, 1209 nucleotides long. Its product is annotated as protein ALP1-like. The record is from RefSeq and is a predicted model, not a curated record. NCBI's taxonomy places the organism in Eukaryota, Viridiplantae, Streptophyta, Magnoliopsida, Fabales, Fabaceae. The transcript is spliced from 3 exons. The coding region runs from base 1 to 1209 and encodes 402 amino acids.
AUGGCUCUGGGGGAUGGAAUGGAGUCUAGUUUCGUUCUUGCACUCGUUAUGAAUUUCCAGUGUUUGAAUGAAUUGACCAUGUUGUUAGUCAGUCUGUGUGCUUUGUUAAUACGGCAUCUUCAAACCAGGAGAAAUUAUAGGAGGAGAGUAACAUUGGAUCAUUGCGGCAGGGCUAGGGUUAGGGAAGUUAACUUCCUUAGAAUAGUACAUAUAAGUGACGCUGCUUGUAUUGAUAAUACAAGGAAGGACAGAAGGUCUUUUCAUAAAUUAUGUGCGUUGGUUAAAACAGUUGGGAUGCUGCAGACAACUGCGUAUAUGGGUGUGGAAGAGAUGGUCGCAAUAUUUCUGCACAUAUUGGCCCAUGAUGUGAAGAAUAGAAUUAUAAAAAGACAAUUCAUGAGGUCCGGUGAAACCAUCAGUAGGCAGUUCUCAAAUGUGUUACUCGCUAUUUUACGAUGUCAUACUGUUUUGCUGAAGCAGCCUGAGCCAGUUGCGGAAACAUCGACUGAUGAAAGAUGGAAGUGGUUCAAGAAUUGUUUGGGCGCUCUCGAUGGGACACACAUAAAGAUAAAUCCCCUGCAAGCUGACAAGCCAAGAUAUCGUACUAGGAAGGGUGACAUAGCAACAAAUGUGUUAGGGGUUUGUUCUCAGGACGGUCAGUUCAUUUUUGUAUUGCUUGGAUGGGAGGGGUCAGCCGCAGAUUCAAGGGUUCUAAGAGAUGCAAUCGCGCGGCCACACGGGUUAAGGGUGCCAAAAGGUUACUAUUACCUGUAUGAUGCUGGAUACAUGAACGGUGAAGGUUUCCUGACACCGUAUAGAGGACAACGAUAUCAUCUAACUGAAUGGAGGCACGGGCCUCAACCAAGGACACCACAAGAAUUUUUUAAUAUGAAGCACUCAUCUGCAAGGAAUGUCAUAGAGCGAUGUUUUGGGAUGCUGAAGGGGCGUUGGGCAAUUGUCAGGUCAAAGUCAUUUUAUCCGGUUAAGACGCAAUGCAAGAUUAUAACAACUUGUUGCUUGCUUCAUAACCACAUAAGGAGAGAAAUGACAAUGGAUCCUUUAGAGGUUGAUGAUGUCAACAUGCAGCUAGGUGAAGAUGACAUUGGCGGAAAUGAAAUGAUUACUCAUGUUGAGUCUUCCAAUGCAUGGACACUUUGGAGGGAUGAACUGGCGCAUAAUAUGUUUAACACGUGGAGGAAUCGUGCUUGA